Molecule: messenger RNA, 2034 nt
Organism: Cryphonectria parasitica EP155
Lineage: Eukaryota; Fungi; Ascomycota; Sordariomycetes; Diaporthales; Cryphonectriaceae
Exons: 2
Biological process (GO): tricarboxylic acid cycle
Cellular component (GO): succinate-CoA ligase complex (ADP-forming); mitochondrion
Molecular function (GO): succinate-CoA ligase (ADP-forming) activity; succinate-CoA ligase (GDP-forming) activity
Source: RefSeq, a predicted model, not a curated record
CAACAAUCUCACCCGUUCGCCACCUCGUCCCACCGCCAGAACGGCUACCAGUCCACGGUCCGCAACCUACGCAUCGGCUCGUCCACACGCGUCAUCUUCCAGGGCUUCACAGGCCGUCAAGCCACGGCCAACGCCCAAGAGUCCAUAGCAUGGGGUACCAACAUCGUAGGCGGCGUCACCCCCGGCCGCGAAGGCGAGCACCUGGGCCUCCCUGUGGUGCCCACGGUGCGGCGCGCGAUGGACGAGCUCAAACCCAACGCCACAGGCAUCUACGUGCCCGCCCCGUUGGCCCCAGCAGCGAUCGAGGAGGCCAUCGAGGCUGAGGUCCCGCUCAUCGUCGCCGUGGCCGAGCACGUCCCGCUGCACGACAUGCUGCGCAUCCACAGCAUGCUGCGGACACAGGACAAGAGCCGUCUCGUGGGGCCCAACUCCCCCGGCAUCAUCUCCGCCGCCGAGGAGCAGCGGUGUCGCAUUGGGUUCCAGCCGCUGCCGUGCUUCAGCGCAGGGCGCGUGGGCAUCGCUUCCAGGAGCGGCACGCUUAGCUACGAGGCCGUGGCAUCCACGACGAGGGCGGGGCUGGGGCAGAGUCUGUGUAUCGGAGUGGGUGGGGACGUGUUGCCUGGGACGGACCUGGUCGAGGCCCUGCAGGUGCUGGAGAUGGACCCUUACACCGAGGCCAUCGCGCUCAUUGGCGAAAUUGGGGGGGACGGCGAGGUGUUGGCUGCGCAGUGGAUCAAGGACUACAACGACCGCACGGCCGAGGCGAGGAGGAAGCCCAUUGUGGCUCUUGUCGCGGGCAGGCAGGCGCCCAAGUACAGGGUGAUGGGCCACGCAGGCGCUUUCUGGGUUCCUGGAGAGCCCGACGUCAAGCAGAAGGCGGAUACGCUGGCGGCUGUGGGCGUGAGGCUUGUCAACCACCCUGCCAAGAUCGGCGCUGCGCUCAAGGAGAUGUUGGACGAGAAGGCACGGGCGGCGGUCACAGCAGAGACGUCUACGACAGCAGUGCCAGUUUCUAGUACCACUUGUCCACGACGACCCCAGCCGGGCCAACAUCGCAGCCUCCACCUCAGCCACGAAGACAGCCUGAGCCUCCUUAGGGAAGAGAAACUCAGCAGCCAAUUCGAGACCGACAGGUUCCCUUGCCGCUACCUCGCCAUCGGCAUAGACCGCGCGUCCAGGUCACAAUGUAUCCUAGCUGCCAUACUCGCAGGCGAGCAGAGCUACCGAAAACCCCGUCUCUUUCACAAGAUCCUUCUCCCCGACGGCGUCACAAACAUUCGGGGCCUGAACAAGCAGGAAUGGAGAGACCUCAUAACCCUGCUCGCCAAGCGGCUCGACAUGGUCGAUGCCGAUUUGAACAAAAGACACAACCGCGCCCUGACCUUGGCGCUGCGCGACAUGGCGACCAUCUUCCAGACCAAAGAGGCCAAGUUGGUCAGCGCGGAGCUGGACUGGAUUGCCAGGCGACCCCACCCUAUCCAACUGAAAGACCUGCGCAUCGACCUGGACGACGCAGCCUACCACAGCAGCGGACGGGUCGCCGAGGUCCACGAGAGGUACGAGUCGCGAGAGGAGCGCGUGCCCGGCACGGCGGAGGCGGCGCGCCACGGCAUCGUCUACCACAGGCUGGCCCCCAAGCUGCGGCAGCACAACAUCGGCACGCUGGUCAACGGCGCGGGGCUGGCGAUGAAUACGGUCGACGCACUGCACGACGCGGGUGGCUACGCGGCGAAUUUUCUCGACACGGGCGGCAAGGCCACGGCCGAGACGAUCCAGCGGUCCUUUGAGGUGAUUCUGAGUGACGACAGGGUCAAGGUCAUCUUUGUGAACAUCUUUGGCGGGCUGACGCGGGGCGAUAUGAUUGCCGAGGGGAUCAUACUGGCCUUUAAAGAGACGGACAUCAAGGUUCCCGUCGUCGUGCGCAUCAGGGGCACCAACGAGGAGGAAGGGCAGAGGAUCAUUGCCGAGAGCGGCCUGCCGCUGUAUGCGUUUGAUGAUUUCGACGAGGCCGCAGCCAAGGCGAUCGAGCUCGCG